GCACUUGACCUCUUCGAACCACUGAGACUGUCGAUGGCUUCGAAGAAAAAUCAGAAAGCUCACCAUCCAACAUCCUCAUUAGGCCCGUCUCACAAGGCCAACCCAAUGGAACGAUUCUGCCUCUACGAAACUCGGGGAAGAUUUUACAUUGCCGGCUCAGAUCAACCCGGGACCACGAAUCGAAUGCUGAAGAUAGACAAAACUCUGGAUGAUGAUGGCCAACUAAUGAUUACCGAAGAUGCCACGGUCUAUACAAAUGCAGAAAUGAAGGCUUUGAUUGAGCAACUCAGCUUGGGUAACUCAACUUCUGGCGGGCUCACCCGGCCGAUCGAGCCCUUUUGGGGCAUCGUCGGUUUUAUCAAAUUUACCGGUCCGUAUUAUUUGGUCACUAUCAAGACUAGGAUCCCCGUCGCGAUGAUUGGAGGUCAUUACAUAUACCAUAGUGAAGAAACUCAACUAACACCGAUCACAGGGAAAGUGGCCAAAAAUCAACAAGUCGAAGAGGCUAGGCUCAUCGCCGCCUUCAAGAGUGUGGAUCUAAGCAAGAACUUUUACUUCAGCUAUUCUUACGACAUAACCAACACCCUCCAAUCCUAUUUCAUUCAUACAACCUCUCACUCGGCAUCUCAAUCGGCCUUCCCCCCCGAUUUUGCGGCCCCAUCUCCGCAUGACGAUUCCAUGGAGCUCAAAGGACUUGACCGAAGACGAGUUGCCUGGGGCUUUCAUGACAAGUUUUUUUGGAAUUAUUACCUUUUGUCAUCUGCGUUUGGGAACAGCAUUAACAAAGAAGGGGGAAGUCCAUGGGUCUUGCCGCUUAUCUACGGUUUUGUGGAUCAAUCAAAAUUGAAUGUCUUUGGUCGCACGGUUUACGUUGCCGUCAUCGCGAGGCGUUCGCGCCAUUUCGCUGGUGCCCGUUUCUUGAAACGAGGUGUCAGUGAGGAUGGAUAUGUAGCAAACGAAGUAGAAAUCGAACAAAUCGUCACCGAUGCCAUCACCACCGCUCUGCAUCUCCCGGACCCUGAGAACCGAGAUGACUUUGAUGCUCGGAAGCCCAAUCCCCGAUACACCAGUUAUGUCCAGUUGCGUGGUAGCAUCCCUUUACUCUGGAAUCAAGACACCACGAUCACCAAAGCCAAACCACCAAUUGAAUUUUCAAUAAUUGACCCCUAUUUCUCCGGGGCAGCCAUCCACUUCGACGACCUUUUCGCACGUUAUGGCACUCCUGUGAUUGUCUUGAAUCUCAUCAAAGAGAAAGAGCGACAGACGAGGGAAUCGAAGCUUUUACCAGAGUUUAGACAAUGCUUGAAAUAUCUCAGUCAAUUCUUACCCGAGCCUUCCCAUCUUGAAUUUUCUUCGUUUGAUAUGAGUGCUGCUCAACGCUCACGCCAAGUGGAUGUGAUCAGCUACUUGAGCGGAGUUGCAGAAGAAGUGAUCGAAAAAACCAAGUUUUUCCACAGUGGCCCUGAUCCCAAUUACAAGCUGUUUCAAUCCGAAGAGGCGGUUUUCAACGAUGAUGGAGAGCCAGAAGAAAGCGGGGAAACCCAAAAGUCGGUCUAUCGGCCCGCACCUUUGAUUCAAUGCGGAGUGUGUCGCACCAAUUGUAUUGAUUGCAUAGAUCGGACAAAUGCGGCUCAAUUUGUAGUCGGGAAGGCGGCGUUGGCUCAUCAGCUCCACGCACUAGGAAUCAUCAAGUCCAAAGUAGCGCCUUACGACUCAGACGCCGUUGACAUUCUAACCAACAUGUACCAUGACUUAGGCGAUACAAUUGCGCUUCAAUAUGGCGGUUCUCACUUGGUCAACACUCUUCAAACCUAUCGGAAGACCGGAAAUCAAUACAAGAGUCAUGCUCGGGAUACUCUUGAAGGACUGAAAAGGUUUUACGCCAACAGUUUUGCUGAUGCCGAUAAACAAGCCUCAAUCAACCUGUUUCUGGGCAUAACGGAGUCGGUUCCUUCAAUAAACACGACUACAAUGUCCAACAGGAUCUCAUCCUCGAAGCUUGAUCUGGGACCUGGUUCUUCUAUCAUGAGUUCACUUGCGGCUUCCACAAUAGGCAGUCCCGAACGUGAUAGUGACAGUGAACAUUUCAUCCGAUUUGACCCCAUCAAUCUUGCCAAGCGAUCUUACACUCAGUGGUUCCAUCCUAACCACUUAAUCAAACCUCCAAAAGAUCCCGAAACAAUCACAAAACAUCUCUCCGAUGUAAGCAGGCAGCGCGGCAAUGACGACUACUUCAUCCGUUACUAUCGCCCUUGGCUUUGGACAAGUACCGAAAAUCAUUUAGGAAGGAAGAUGAAUAGUAGUGACAUGUUCAUUCCCAAAGGAUUGACGACCAUGGUAUACACUUCGACAAAAGCGAUGGAAACAAACUUGUCACCAUUCAAGAGACGAAGAGGCGUUAAUGAAAUCAUUGAGCGACUGCCAAGACACUCUGCAGAACGAACCCCGCAUGGUGUCGGGGUUUCAGUUGGUGUUCGACGAUGGCUCAAGACGAGAUCCAACCUGACGCUGAAAUCAAACAUGAGCACGAUCAAGGGGGUUAGUACGAGCAAAGCGCAUUCGAAAGGUCAGCUGACGGGGAGCCGUGAGCCACGGAUUCCAGCGAUGAUCACUCAUGGAGAGACGGCGCUUGGUCUCAAUUUCAACGACGAUCAAGCUUCCUCUGCGGCUGGAGGGACUGGAAACGAGACCAAAAGACUCGCCUCAAAGUUGCUUCAUCCUAAUGUCGAAAUAGAAGAGGCAAGGGAAUACAAUUCAUACUUGCAUCAAUUUGACAAACUCAAGCUCUACUCAACCUCAGCAAGGAACGACAUCUACGAAGCCGAUCUCAGGAUAUAUGAAAAGUCGGCGGCACUAUCGUCGCCAGACCCCUCUGUGGGCUAUUAUCCUACAUCCACCAUCCAAGUCGAAGAGAAGAAUAGGCUGCUGUAUGAGGAGGCAGUGACGGUUGCCUAUAUGCCUACCCUAAACUAAUCCCACAUCGAACCGUCUCCAAGAACAAGCAACCCCUCUCGCCCCACUCUUCGGUCAAUUUGUCUCUCGUUUUUCAUCGCCUGUUGUAGCAACCAUCAAUGUAGUUGUUUCUCCUAAUUAAAGUGUAACAACAAUGUAUCUUGUGAAUUCGUUAAUGUCUACCUGAGCAUUAUGCAAUCGACGUAUUUUUAGAAGGUUCAGA
Molecule: messenger RNA, 3175 nt
Organism: Puccinia graminis f. sp. tritici CRL 75-36-700-3
Lineage: Eukaryota; Fungi; Basidiomycota; Pucciniomycetes; Pucciniales; Pucciniaceae
Exons: 12
Coding region: 34-2973 (979 amino acids)
Biological process (GO): phosphatidylinositol dephosphorylation
Cellular component (GO): intracellular membrane-bounded organelle
Molecular function (GO): phosphatidylinositol-3,5-bisphosphate 5-phosphatase activity
Source: RefSeq, a predicted model, not a curated record